AUGCUGUCAAUAGUGAAUACAAGAGCUAUGUUGUGUGGUAUGUGGAAGUGUGGUGAUACGAGAGGGGCGGUGUGGCUUUCUGCAGGCGUGGGCGUGAUGAUGCUGCUGGCGCUGACGGUGGAGCGGUACGUGGCCGUGUGCCACCCGGGCCGCACGCGCCCCAUCGUGGGGCCGCCGCGCCGCGUCGUGGCGCUCAUCCCGCUGCUCACCUUCGCCGCCUACCUGCCGGCUGCCUUCCGCGCCCGCGUCGCCGCCUGCCGCCCCGCCCUCGCUCCUGCGCUCGGCCCCGCCCACGAGGCGCGCGUCGUCUACUACAAGGUGAGCAGCGGCGGCGCCGCCCCCGGAGACGACCCGCGCGCCGGCCACUUCGCCGAGGAGCGCCGCCUCGUGCUGCUGCUCGGCUCCACCUCCAUUCUGUUCCUGGUGUGCGUCUCGCCCAUGGUCAUCCUCAACGUGACGCUCAGCGACCGCAACCUCACGCUCUUCCCCUACCAGCAUUCCUUAUAA
This is a messenger RNA of Gryllus bimaculatus (two-spotted cricket), 507 nucleotides long. NCBI's taxonomy places the organism in Eukaryota, Metazoa, Arthropoda, Insecta, Orthoptera, Gryllidae. The record is from the annotation of a GenBank genome assembly.